This is a messenger RNA of Xylona heveae TC161, 586 nucleotides long. RefSeq lists its product as hypothetical. Lineage: Eukaryota; Fungi; Ascomycota; Xylonomycetes; Xylonales; Xylonaceae. The record is from RefSeq and is a predicted model, not a curated record. The coding region runs from base 188 to 499 and encodes 103 amino acids. The transcript has a single exon.
ACCUCCCAGCCUCAUUACCCCAGCUGGCACUGGGGAGCUUUUUGAUGCUGAAACAAAAGCAUUACAUGUCAUCAAAAUUCUCUUUUCCCCUUACUCUUCUUGUGUUAUAGGCAUAUUCUUUUGAGCGGGAUGGGUCAACAUACAUCUAUUGCAGAACAUAUUUCUUCUUUUUCUUACGGGCAUAACGAUGUCUAUUUCCUUGCCACUCUCACAAAGUCUUUCGUUAUAUCUCAUAAGCCUUAUAUUUCCUUUUUUUUAUUUUUUUCCAGCACGGCGAACAGGUCAGGGAUAUGGGCCUUUCAUCCUCUGCUCAAAGCUACAUUUUUCGAGCCAAGGGGUUUCUUCCUUUGAUGGGGAUUUUUACUUUAGCUCAUUGUCGCGAAGCAGUCCUUUAGGCGCCAGUUUUCACGUCAUUAGACGUAAUGCGAAGUCAAUAUCGAAUUUGGGGGCGGGAUUUGUAGGUUCAAAUGCAAUAGACGCCAUAUAUUUUCAUCUCUAAAUCUUGUCAUUAUUUACUCUUUGAGCCUUUGCUUCACGUCUUCCUCUUGCAGCCUGACUCCUUUAUAAUCAUGAUGUAGUGUAUGUG